Molecule: messenger RNA, 4414 nt
Organism: Biomphalaria glabrata
Lineage: Eukaryota; Metazoa; Mollusca; Gastropoda; Planorbidae
Exons: 15
Coding region: 164-3289 (1041 amino acids)
Molecular function (GO): protein binding
Source: RefSeq, a predicted model, not a curated record
CAAUACACGUAAACAAUGGUCAGUGUAUCCACACCCGUACAAUAAUGUAAGUGCACAAUUCACCGGAGUAAAUGGAUCAAGAUUCCAAACCGAAUGUUAAGCAUCGAUAUUUACGGAUUAUUAUGUGGAUUUCUUAAGGGAUGAGUUAUUGGCUACCAAAGUCAUGUUACCCAGUAUCAUUUUUAAAGAGACUUUCUUUGUCCUUUUUACAUUGCAAAUAAUGUACACUACUUCGUUAUUAAAGAAAAACGGUUUCUAUAACAAAGCCGAAGUCAAGCCCAUUGAUGUCCUAGUUUUUGUUGGGGAAUCAUUGACCUUAACGUGCGUGCUCAAAACCAACUCCCGUGUCAACAUAUCUAAAGUCUACUUCAAAAUUGUGUCCAACGAAAACGACUUUGAAUGGCUGGUACCUCAAGCUGACCACAUCGUCCUAAACCAAUUUGCGGUGUCGAUCAAUCUCACGAUCAGGGAAGAGUUCAAGCAGAGAACGACUGUGGAGUGUAAAAUAGGAAACAACCUUUUGCGUAGCGGCUUCAUAGAUGUUGAACGUCCUAUCCGAAACAUUACAAAUUUGGCUUCCUACUAUUUAUACAAAAGUCAUGUCAAUAUAACGUGGUCACUUGGUCAGGUCUACAACAGCUUAGACAACAUAGGAGUGGACGUUCGGUGGAGCACUGAAUCGUUUGGAAAUAAAACCAGUAAGGGGACUUUCAAUUGCUCUACGAUUUCACUGGAAUAUUGCGUCAUCGCCGAAGGUGAAGGUCGAUGGUUGUAUACCUUCUCUUUCAUCUAUGUAAGAGUCACUGUCUAUUCCAAGUCAAGCACUGAGAGACCCAAGCCGGGUGAAUAUACGAACGCUACAUCUGAACAUGUUAUCUAUAUUCCCAAUGCUACCAAGUCCAGCACACCAGUUGACCUGUCUUGUAUAAGUCCAAAUGGCACAUGUGUUAACGUACUCUGGUCGAAUCCUGAUUAUUUGAAUUUCAGCGAUACCAGCAGAAACGGAAAAGAGACUUUAUUCCACUAUAACCUGACGUUUGCAGAAAUGUCUGAAGAAAGCCGAAUCACAGUAUCACAGGUGACCAGUGGUUUGUACAGUGUAAAAUCUCUACCUGUCACUUUGUGCAGCUUAAGACCAUUUACUAACUACACUGUCAGUGUCCAGGUGAAACUAUUGAACAAACAGCCCUGGAGCGACUGGUCAACAGUGACCAUACAGACAGAAGAAGACAGGCCAUUAACGGGGCCUCCCGUGUCAGAAACGUCAUUCUUUACCACAGAGUGUUCUGAUGGUGUUAGAGAUGUCUAUGUUUACUGGAAGAAGCCUCACAGCACCACCCUCCAAGGUGUUUUAACGGGUUUUGAAGUGGACAUUAGCCCAAGUGUAACAGAUAGCCAGUACGUUUUACCUAAGAUGGCCAAUUACAUCAGGAUUGCCUCACAGGUCUGUGAACAGGACUACAAAGUCAAUGUGUACUCAACCACAAAGGUUGGAAGAUCUUUCAUGCCAUCGGUUGUCUUCAUUCCUAAAUCAAGUGAGCUGGAGUUAUUGAAUGACUUGAAUUUCAAGAUAGAAGAUCUUCGUGAUACAACAACAACUUCUCUGUAUAAGAAUCUUUCCAUAACAUGGAAGCCGGUGAUCCAGGGGAAUGCAACUCUUGUGUUUUAUAUUUGCCAGGAAAGUGUUGAAGAGUUCUCUUGCUCGAGUGAUUACAGCUCUACUGAGGUUGACGCAGGACUGGGAAACCUGUAUUUUGAAGGCUUGGAUAUUAAAGUUGACCUGUACGGCUAUGCAGUGAAACUGGACACUGGCCAAACAAAGGGCAUAACCUGGACAAAGUGCGUGUAUAACCGUAACGCCAAGCCUGGAACACCCAAGAAGACUACAGUGAACAGCGGAGCUGAUGCAGGAUCACUGGACAUAGCAUGGUUUAGUGAAGCUUGUGGAUCAAGAAAUACUCUUGUGGACUAUUACAUUAUCUAUAUUUGUGAAUCAGGAAACAGACAGCUUGAAGCUUGUCAAAGUCACAAUGUGAGUAGUUCUGCCCAGAUGAUGACAGUGAGAGAGCUGAACAUGGAUCAAGAGUUUGAUGUCUCAAUACGAGCAGCUACAUUACAUCAGUUGGGAGAGUUGUCGGACUUUGUCACAGGAAGAACAAAAGCAAGAAAAGAAGAACUACUUUCCCUUGGUGGAGUUUUGGCGACAGGUUUUAUUAUUACCUUAGUUGUCGCCCUUCUUGCUUUGGUUCUGUACUUAAUUUGCCAUUGUCGGAAGUCUAAAAGAAAGUUUUCUAAAUUAACAAAAGCUCGUCAGCAUGAAGACUUAGUAACAGCAACAGUAAAUUUCUCACAUCAGGUUAGUGAUGAGUCUGGCAUUGUCGCAGACGCUGAUUUCCCUACUAUGGAUACAAACGAAUGGCCGACUAUGUCAGAGGCGACAUUUAUUUGUAAUCCUUCAUUGCCCUUAACCUCUCGGCCACAAGUAUCAUUGUCAGUUACACAACUUAAAGAAGAGGCGCAUGGGCAAUCAUCAAGUGUUGAUGCCUCUCAGAGGCGUCUUUCGCCACCACUUGAUUAUGUGCGCGUAGCGACUCACCCUUCUUCGGGAACCGCCAGUGAGCUAAUUACCGGGGAGUCAACUACUGAAAAUUUAAUACAAGAUACGGUUUCCUUUCCUGAGACGAUUCCGUAUGCCAGCAUUCGUCCCUGUAAGAAUGAAGAUAAUCCUGGUCCAUCUCAGUUCAUGUUGACUGACAUUCUCUGUGAGAAAGAUUGCUCCGGAUCUUUAAAUGAUGAGAAUUUAGAACACAACUCGGACUUUAAAAAGGAUUAUCUGCCCAAAAUGGUGAACGGAAAUACCGUCACAACUGCUCGUUUGGAUAGUUUGGAGAAUUUGGCUCAGACAAGAGUUAUAGUAACUCAAAUGGGCCAAUCAGAAUUGACUUCCUCAGAUAACCAUGGUAACGUUACUGAAGGGACUAUUCGUGCUGACUUAAGAGGUGUGAGCAGUUAUGCACAUAGUAUUAUAGCAGCUCACUCUGACCUACUUAACAGUGAAUAUGUCCGCGACGUCUGCACGAAGAAACUAUCUGAGUAUAAACAAGUGAGCCCAGAUUAUAAGACCUCCCUGUCUCAACAGUUUACGCCCGAACAUAAAAAGUCUAGUUUGAGUGAGUGUUCAGCCCAAGAGGUUCCCAUACUCACAAAGAAUGACUACUUCAUUAUGUUUCCUAAAUCUACAAAUACACUUCUAAGACAUUUGUUUCCAAAGGACGAUAAUCUAACUUAGAAAAGUACUAAACCUAGGAGUCAAACAAUAGCAACCAAUGCGCAUACACCUAAGUUUUAAGGUGUCCAAAUCUGUUAAAAUCUGUGGGCAUUUUUCUCCAAAUCGAUUUUAUUUCUGGGCACUUCACUUGUGAAUUUCGUGAAAUAUCUCCGAAUGGACAGAUGAACUUUUACAUCGUCUGCCAAAUAUUCGCUGAAAUUAAAGAGGAACUUUACUAGCAGCGUGUGUGUAAAGUGUAAACUAAUUAUUUAAGUGUUUAUUGAUCUAAAUGUAUAUUAAAAAAAUAUGCCCUAAAAUCUUAGCACAAAAGAAUCACUGCACAAGGUGACAUCCGAGAAUGCGUUUGGAAGAAAUAACGUGUACACACUUUUUUAGACAGACAGACAAAGUGACAGACGGUUAGAUAGACAACUAAAGGCGUUGAAUUCAUGGAGCGCAGGUUUUCUUGGGGGGACAUAUAUAGUGGUCAAUUCACUAAGAGACAAGAACAACUGUUUUGAUGUAGAUGGUAAAGUGUGUCCACCUUGUGGUCGACUCUUGCAUUUCCGUGGAUCCAAUGGAAGUCUGUGAGAUUGAAUGCUAAGUCUGCUAUUAGAUAUCAGGGAAAGAAAACAAAUAGGCUUGUACUGUUACAAGUCAACACUCUGGCUAGCAAACAAGAUGGAACUUCUCAGUGCUGUAAUGUUCAGCUGGAUCGGUCACAUGACUCACUGUCAAAAUCAUAAAGGUACAAAGGUAAUAAAAUGACUAAAUGAUCGACGUCAAACAAUGUAGCGACAUUUCUCUUGAUUUUGCUUAUGAUUGCUACUAAUUGGGAAGAGGGACGAAACUUUGUUACUCAAACCGUAACAGAACCCACAAUAGAUGCCAUAUAUAUUACAGUCACAAUUGCAUUUUUUUUUGUUUCGUUGUUUACAGCAAUUCAUGUAUUAUAAAUAAGGGUAAAAAAAAAAAGUUUAAAAAAAAAAAAGAUGUCCUGAUUCAGAGAAUCGAACUCGGUUCCUUUGUAUUCAAAGGACAGUGCCCUACACAAGUGCCACACAGCACACAUGCUUAGUGAUAUUUUAAGUUAUUUAGACAUACUUAGAAUUAAAAUUCAUUUAAAAAAUAAAUCUACAGUUUUUU